Molecule: messenger RNA, 1852 nt
Organism: Osmerus eperlanus (European smelt)
Lineage: Eukaryota; Metazoa; Chordata; Actinopteri; Osmeriformes; Osmeridae
Gene: txndc5
Product: thioredoxin domain containing 5
Exons: 10
Coding region: 232-1467 (411 amino acids)
Biological process (GO): protein folding
Cellular component (GO): endoplasmic reticulum
Molecular function (GO): protein disulfide isomerase activity
Source: RefSeq, a predicted model, not a curated record
AUCGUUUAUGUGUAGGACUGGAGAUGCGCAGGGUUUGUGUGAAGCCACUGAUCUGUACGGUAUCCGGAUCACAUAUUUGUCUGCAGUGAAAUUCCGAGAUACUCCCAUUUGUGUAGACCUAUCCAGUUAGGUACAGACCUGCAACAUUCCUGAGUAGUCAGCGACCAACUCAGAGGCGAAGUGCUCUCACAUAGAGACCGGUGGCAUUAGCUAGCUCGCAAAGACGGGAACAUGGCCUCCAUUGCACUGAAUUGCACGCCUUUUUUGUUAGGUUUGAUUUACUGCACGUUACUUUUUGGAUCCGUUUUUUGCGACGCGGACACAGAAGAGGACGAACAUGUCAAGCAUACGUACGCAGUGGAGAUGUUUAACAACGCUGUGCCCACCGCACCACACUUUGUCAUGUUCUUCGCUCCUUGGUGUGGCCACUGCCAGCGGCUGCAGAGCACCUGGAACGAACUAGCAGACAAGUACAACAGCAUGGCAUCGCCUCCCGUGUAUGUAGUCAAGGUUGACUGCACUCAAGAUGUCAAAUUCUGCUCCAACGUCCACGGGAUCAGGGGAUACCCCACGCUGGUUCUGUUCAAGCCUGAGCUGGAGCCAGUGAAGUACCAGGGUUCCAGGGAUCUGCAGUCUCUGGAGACGUGGAUGCUGAAGACCCUGCAGGAGGUUCCUGAGGAGCCGGAGAGUGAGUUGGAGCUCCCCAAGGUCCCAGAGGUCAAGCAGGGUCUCUACGACCUCUCUGCUGCCAGCUUUAAGGGCCACAUCGCUACAGGAUCUCACUUUGUCAAGUUCUUCGCCCCGUGGUGUGGUCACUGCAAGGCAAUGGCCCCUACCUGGGAACAGCUGGCCUCCAGCCUGGAGCACUCAGAUACCGUCAAGAUAGGCAAGGUGGACUGCACGCAGCAUUACGAGGUGUGCUCGGAGAACUCGGUGCGUGGAUACCCCACCCUGCUGUUCUUCAGGAACGGAGAGAAGACAGAGCAGUAUCGGGGCAAGAGGGAUCUUGACUCCCUGAAGGACUUUGUGGAUGCCCAGCUGAAGGUGGAGGAGGUGGAGGAGGCUCUUGGUGAGGAAGAGGCCGGGACCGACGAGGUGGAGCCUCCCAGCGCCGAGCCUGCUCAAGAGGAGUCAGGUGUUGUGACCCUCACAGAGAGCAACUUUGACGAUCUGGUGGCCAAAGGUUUCACCUUCAUCAAGUUCUACGCCCCCUGGUGUGGUCACUGUAAGAACCUGGCCCCCACCUGGGAGGAUCUCUCCAGGAAGGAGUUCCCUGGUCUGACAGACGUGAAGGUGGCCACAGUGGACUGCACCGUGGAGCGCUCGCUCUGCAACAGGUUUGCGGUGCGUGGGUACCCCACGUUGCUGCUGUUCCGGGCGGGUCAGCAGGGGGAGGAGCACCACGGAGGGCGUGACCUGGAGAGCCUGCAUGCCUUCGUCAUGAAGCAGGCCCGAGACGAGCUGUAGCGGGGACCCAGUGCCUUCCUCGACACCCCCCCCCCCCCCACACUGCAUAUCUGGCCAAUGGGAACGCUCUUGUCCCAUUCAAGCGCCAGCCCUCUUUCUCUAUCCUCCAAUCGGUUUAAUUAAGACGGCCAGCCCCACCCACCAUCCCUGACGUGUCACGCGAGCCACGACGUCUAACCCUUACGAACCGGAAGUGGAUGGCACUUGAAUGUUUUACAUUCGUUGCCCUGACUCCGCAUUCACACAAACAUGUCUGGACCCCUGCCUCCAUUUUUUGAAACUGCAGAAAUUAAUUAUUGAUGAGUCGUGAUAUAUCAUGAACUGUAAUUGUGUUACGGUGUUGUUUGUCCUGUGGGGGUCGACUGGUUGGACGUCCGGUGGUGUU